This is a messenger RNA of Lathyrus oleraceus (garden pea), 918 nucleotides long. RefSeq lists its product as uncharacterized. NCBI's taxonomy places the organism in Eukaryota, Viridiplantae, Streptophyta, Magnoliopsida, Fabales, Fabaceae. The coding region runs from base 1 to 918 and encodes 305 amino acids. The transcript is spliced from 2 exons. The record is from RefSeq and is a predicted model, not a curated record.
AUGUCACAACCUUCUGUCUCCACUCCAAGCAAAUCCUCCAAAGAGCAAGCAACCCCUAAUAAUAUUAUCACUGAGAUAGAUCUCUCGGAUGUCAUCAUUGAUGUUGUUUCUGUCUCAACCGUUCUUGUCCAUGCAACCCCUAUGAGAAAGGUCAGAAUUUCUUCUUCAAGAAAAAGCAAGCCUACUAAAGUAAGUACCUCUUCCACUCCCUCUAUAACUGCGAGAAAUAUGAAUGAUCUUGAACCUCCCACUGGUGUGAAUAAACCCAUGUCCAUGACUAGCUUAUACGAUGUUGAUAAGAAUAUCCGUGUGCUAAUCUCUCAAGUUUUGGGGAUUGACCCCAAGAAAAAUGUUGUGUCGGAUGUCUUCACAUCCUUGGCCCAACUGGAUAACAAUACUGAGAACCCCAAAAAUAAUCCUGAUGUGCAUGCACCUACUCUCUCUCCUGAGAAAUCUCAAGACAAAGAAAGGUCAGAAGAUAUAAUUAAUGAGUUGGGCAACAAAGAUAAAAACCUUGUUGAUCAACCCACUAGCAUUGUUAAUAUUGAGGAAUUGGACUCUAAUGAUGUUCCUAUUGGACAAAGACUGGCUCCUGGCAUAGAUAAAAGGUUGAAGAAUAGGAAAGGUCAAGUUGUUGGGUCCUCCAUCACUCCCUCCGACUCUGUCAGGAAGAAGGCUAAUGUUGGUACCACUAAAAUAUGGAGCAAGGUGGUUACUCCUACACCUAAGAAGAAGUCUCUUAAAAGGAAUGCAGUUCCUUCUGAAUCUAGUGAAUCUGAUCAGGAUGUCGAACACAAUGUUCAUGACAUCAUCUCCACUUCCAAAAAGCAAGCCUCUGGGAAGAAGAUUCCAGCCAACAUUCCUGAAGUUCCACUUGACGACAUAUUUUUUCACUAUUUAAGAUGUUGGAAAAUGUAA